AUGGCGUUAUACCAGCCGGGUCAAGGACUAAAUCCCGCAGCCAUCGCCCGCCUUCGUGGUCGCAAGGACGUCAACAAAGUCUUCAACGACUUGCCAGCAGAGGACUACUCUAAGCAAUGGGAUAGUCUCUUGGGCCAGGGCGCCAAAAAGAAGUUGCGCUGCUCGCACUGUACUAGGCACGCUUCGGUUGCAAGUGGAAUGGCAGAACUGGAAGCUGGUGUUCGCUUGAAAUAUUAG
This is a messenger RNA of Cladocopium goreaui, 237 nucleotides long. NCBI's taxonomy places the organism in Eukaryota, Dinophyceae, Suessiales, Symbiodiniaceae. The record is from the annotation of a GenBank genome assembly.